AUGGUCCUUCUCAAGGUCAGCAAGGUGCUCCUGCGAAAUGGUGAGCACACUCUGGAGAUCUACGCCAUACUGGACGAUGGCUCAGAGAGAAUGAUUCUUCUACAGGAUGCCGCCCAGAGGCUGAAGCUCCAGGGCAAGCCAGAGAGUCUCGCCUUGCGAACAGUGCGACAAGACCUGAGAACGCUAAAGGGCUCAUUAGUGACCUUCACCAUUUCAUCUGCUAACCAGCCUAAGAAGGUGUUCACCAUAGAGGGGGCUUUCACUGCAGCCCAGCUAAGCCUAGCCAAACACACGUAUCCAGUGGAGGCUUGGUUGGACAAGGCUUGGUUGGACACUGCAAGGGCCGGUGACCUCUUCAGACAAGUAGAGAAACUCUGGCAGCUGGACAUCCUACCGUACAGGAGCGAGAAGCUGGUGACUAGGUCACGGAGGUACCAAGAGGCCAUGACAACCUGUUCACCAUGCUGUGCCAUCUACGCCCUCCAGAGGCAUGUGCUUGACUACAGUCACCAGGGAGAGGAUCUGCGUGACUCCAUUGAGAAGCAUAGGUGGAUAAUCAAAGACAAAAGAAAGCACAGCCAAAACUACAAGCAGAUCUCGAUGCUGGAGGAUGACCUGCUCCAGACACAGGGGAUCAAACUGCAGCUGCACAAAUAUGUCAGAAAAUUGGAACAGGCUGAUGACGGCCUGGAGAGGACCGAGAGGGCGACCAUCAUGUCACUGGAGGACUUUGAGCAGAAACUGAAUCAAGAAAUCGAGUGGGACGCCUUCCUGGAGAGUGAGCUGGAUGAAGAAUCUCUCCUCAUUUCUGUACAGAGAUUAAAGGAUGAGGCUAGAAAUUUGCGACAGGAGCUGGCUGUACUUGAGAGACGGCCAGAGGCCUCGAAGGUGUCGGCUCCCAGUUCUCCCAGUCCAGACAGUGAGCAGACUGACUCUGCAGUACAGGCUUCUCUGUCCAGCACAAAUGCUCCCCUCAGCAAAAAUCUUAAUAAUGCCCUUACAAACACACAAGCUCAGGCCAGUGGCUCUGCCUCCACCCUUACCUCAUCUGCUAGAAUAUCAGCCCUCAACAUUGUCACAGAUCUGUUGCGCGAAGUUGGGGCUUUGGAGUCCAAGCUUGCAGCCUGCAGAAACUUUGCCAAGGAUCAAGCAGCUAGAAAGAGGUACGUGACCAAUGGUGAUGGGAAUUUGGUCAAUGGGGAGGCCUCAGAGUUCCUCUCUGCUCUACACAACAAAGUGUGA
Messenger RNA from Chanos chanos (milkfish), 1242 nucleotides. RefSeq names its product nudE neurodevelopment protein 1-like 1a (gene ndel1a). Gene Ontology annotation, cellular component: centrosome; kinesin complex; kinetochore. Gene Ontology annotation, biological process: vesicle transport along microtubule; mitotic centrosome separation; cell migration. Gene Ontology annotation, molecular function: microtubule binding. The record is from RefSeq and is a predicted model, not a curated record. NCBI's taxonomy places the organism in Eukaryota, Metazoa, Chordata, Actinopteri, Gonorynchiformes, Chanidae.